AGUACAUAAGACAUAUGGACUCCAAAUGAGUUGUAUUUUAUGUUAAACUUACAUAUUAAAUGCAUAUAAGGUAGUGGCCAUUGGUGAAUGCGGAUUGGACUAUGACAGGCUUCACUUUUGCCCAGCAAAAACUCAAAGGAAGUAAGUGGUUACUGAGGCUCUUCAUGUUAUUUAUUAGUUGCAUAGUCCUUUCUUACAUUCAGAUAAUCCAUGUUUGCAUCACCUUUUGUGAUCUAAAAACUAGGUAUUUUGAGAAGCAGUUUGAAUUAGCAUAUGCAACAAAGCUGCCAAUGUUCUUGCAUAUGCGUGCUGCUGCUGAAGAUUUCUGUGAAAUUUUAAAGCGAAAUAAGGACAGUUUCAGUGCUGGAGUUACCCAUUCAUUUACAGAUAAUGCAGAAGAUCGUGAUAAGCUUCUUUCAUUCAGUAUUAUGUAUAUAGGUAUAAAUGGUUGCUCACUUAAGACAAGUGAGAAUCUUGAUGUUGUAAGGGGCAUACCUAUUGAAAGAAUGAUGAUUGAGACAGAUUCUCCAUAUUGUGAAAUCAAAAACACUCAUGCUGGGAUUACUUAUGUAAAGUCUACAUGGCCUUCAAGGAAGAAAGAAAAGUAUGAUCCAGAGUGCAUAGUAAAAGGCCGCAAUGAACCUUGCCUAGUUCGGUGAGUGCCAAUGUUUUCUUCUGCAAUAUUGUAUAUUUCUUCACCUCAAUAAGACGAAUAUCUUAUUGCAUGAGAAUUAACUAGGAAAUCAGUUUCUUUGAAUGGAAUUCAUUCUUGAUAUUGAGUAUUC
Messenger RNA from Mangifera indica (mango), 785 nucleotides. RefSeq names its product putative deoxyribonuclease TATDN1. The transcript has 3 exons. Gene Ontology annotation, molecular function: 3'-5'-DNA exonuclease activity. Gene Ontology annotation, cellular component: cytosol. Bases 102 to 659 code for a protein of 185 amino acids. NCBI's taxonomy places the organism in Eukaryota, Viridiplantae, Streptophyta, Magnoliopsida, Sapindales, Anacardiaceae. The record is from RefSeq and is a predicted model, not a curated record.